Molecule: messenger RNA, 2006 nt
Organism: Paramecium pentaurelia
Lineage: Eukaryota; Ciliophora; Oligohymenophorea; Peniculida; Parameciidae
Source: the annotation of a GenBank genome assembly
AUGAAAAAGGAAGAGGAUAUUAUCAAAGUUUAAUCUUAUGAGAUUUAUAAGAAUUAAGAAAUUGGUAGAGGAUAAUUUGGAGUAGUAUAUUAAUGCAAAGAUUUAAAGAAUCCAUAAUUAAAAUUGUGUGCAAAAGUUUAAGUUUUUAAUAAUAUAGGUUGUUGAAGAAAAAUUAGAUGAUCCAAAAACAAUAAGAGAAAUUGAAUUAAUGAAAAUGAUAAUGAUAUGUGCAAAGGGAAACAAAAAUAUUGUAGGAGUGGAAUAUGUAGAUUUAAAUGUAGAAAGGAUUAUAUUAAUUUUGGAAAAAUGUGAAUCAGAUUUAUAAUCAAUAAUUGAUAAGAAAAGAAAGGAAGAGUAGAAGUAUUUUAAACCAAGUGAAGCAUUAAAUAUACUAAAACAAUUAGUUAAUGGUUAUAAAAUUUUAUAUUAAAACAAUAUUAUACAUAGAGAUCUUAAACCAGCAAAUAUACUUGUUUUGAAUGGAAUUUAUAAAGUAUAUUAUAAUUAAAAUGUUAUUAGAUAGCAGAUUUGGGUUUAGCAAGAGUAUUUGAAGGAAAUACUGAGUUAACAAAAGUAGGAACACCAAAAUAUGUUGCUCCUUAAUUGUAUCUUGAUAAUCGAUUCUCAAAUUCAGCUGACAUUUUUUCAGUAACAUUUAUAUUUAAUAUUUAUUAAGUUAGGAAUAAUCAUUUAUGAAUUAAUUUUUGGUGGAUUACCUUAUGUUGCAAAUACAUAAUUGUAAAUAAAAAAGGCUUUAAGAAAUUUAGAAAAGGUUCCAGUCACAGUAAAUAGAGAAUGGCCAGAGGUAAGAAUGUAGACAUUUUUUAGAUGACUUAUGAAUUUGCUGAUUUAAUUGAAUAAAUGCUCAAAUUUCAUGAAAAAGACAGAGUCAGUUGGGAAGAAUUAUUUAAACAUCCAUUAAUUUAAGAGGAAUCUAAUUUAGUAGUGAAUCAAUCAGGGUAAAUAAUUAAAUAAUAAUUAAGAUUAAUUUCUAAUAAUCUAGAUUCAGAUGAAGAAGAAUAAGAAGAAGAACCUGUUUAAGUUUAAAAGCCAGUUGAAAAAUAAAACAAUGUUUAAUAAAUUUCUCCUAGUAUUCCAAAUCAAGCUCAAUAAACAUUUCCUGUACCUAUUUCAAUGACUCAAAAGUAAUAAUGCUUUAUCAAUCCUUAAACACAACCUUAAUUCACAACUGGGAAAGUGUUUACUGCUCCUUUUAAUCCUAAUAGUUCAAUUCCAACUGGAAAUCCUCCUAAUCCUAAUAUUCCAAAUCCUAAUUCUAUGAUUUAAUCAGCAUAACCAAGACCAUUUAUCAAUCCUCCAACUUAAAGAUUAUAAACCAUUCCAACUAUGCAUAUUUUAGGAUAACCUAUUUAAUUUUAAUAGGUUAAAGCAGUAUCAGAUUAAUUAUUUUAAGCAGGAUUUGUUCUUGAUUAAACAUUAGAAAGUUUAGAAAAAUUUUUGUAAUUAUAAUUUUUAAUGAUUUUAGAAAUAUGUAACUAACAUUAAAACAAGAAUUUUUUGGAAUUAAAUUGUAGCUUCAUUGUUUGUCAUAAUGUUUUUAUUAACACUCAAGUUAAAUGAUAUCUUAAAAUUAAAAAAAUCCAAAUUUUUAAAGUUUUUAUUCACUUUAAAUUGUUGAUUCAGAAAUUUAGAAAAAAAUCAAAUAUCAUUAAGUAAUAACUUAGGAAAUAGAAAAAUAUAAUUUAACUUCAUUUUAUCCUGUAUCUGCUAUAAAUCCAGAUUUUGUUAGCUAUAUCUAGAAAUUGAAUAGAAUUACAUAAGUCAGAGGAGUAUUCGAUUAUUAAAAUGAUCGAAAAUAUUUUCAAGAUUAUUUAUCGUAAUAAUAUAAUUAUUAAAUAUAUAGAAUGUUAUAUUUUUUGGAAAGACUAAAAGAAGUAUAAUAACCUUCUUUUACAGAUUUAUAUAAUUUAAUUUCUGAUAUUUAGAAAAAUAAAAAAAUCGAGCAACUCGUGACAGAUUAUCUUAAUAAGAGACUUUGCAAUUGA